AUCAGGAGUCAGCCAAAUUCGAUUUGGGGAUAGCUUAUAGUAACACUGUGAGUGGGUUAUUCAGUUAUUUUGAUGUUUUUGUUGCGUAGAAUGAAACAAAAGUAACAGCUCUUGUUUCACCAAGCGCAUCAGACUUUGUGAAGCGGCAUUAAUGGUUUUGAGAAAGUUUUCUGCCAUCAUUAUUGAUUACUUUUGGUGUUUACUCAAAUAAGGAAUUGUUUUGUUACAGAAAAGCGAUAAUUUAAAUAGCUUAUGAAGAAGUUUGUCAUAUCUGCUCCUGCAAAAGCCAUAUUAUUUGGUGAGCAUGCUGUUUUAUAUGGUUACCCAGCUAUCGCUACUACAAUUGGACUCCAUUGUUACUUUACGGUUACUAUUGGAGAUGAAGCUUGUGAAGAAAUUGUUAUAGAUCUAACAGAUUUAUCAGAAAAUACUAUCUAUAUCCCAGUCAAAAUUUUCAACUCUGUAUCGUGUAAAUCAUCUAUUUUGGAGGAUACAUGGACAUUAGUGUCGAAAAUAUUCGACCGUUCGUAUGAUGAUACUUCUCAGCACACACCGAUCUAUGUUAGUACAUGUGUGUUAGUUUAUCUUUUUAUUCGUGCUUUGAAACUAAAAGAUUCGAAAUGUGACAGUCACUUGUGUUCGUUUAUUAAUGGGAGGCAUUCCUUACGAAUUGAAGUUCAGUCAGAUAUUCCUAGGGGAUCAGGUAUGGGAUCUUCAGGUGCAUUUUCAGUUGCUGCCGCUACAACCAUUCUAUUAUUGACUGGGAAUUUCCCGCUUAAGCAAAUUUGGAGUGCGGAUAAGACUCAGCGUGAAUUAAUAUCUUCUUUGGCCAGAGAUGCUGAAUGCAUUAUUCAUGGUACAUCAUCAGGUUUGGAUACGACAAUAUGCACACAUGGAGGCACUAUUGUUUUCUGGAAAGAUCAAAUUCCUGUCUUCAAAAGAAUAAAUAUUCCAAACGUUAGUGAUGUAACAUUACUGUUAGUCAAUACCAACAUUAUUCGUCGCACAUCUGUUGCUGUACGGCAAGUCUCUGAUUUAUGGAAGAAUAAUAAAUCUUAUAUAAAUUCUAUUUUUCAAGAGAUAGGUACUAUUGUAGAAGAUGUAAGUGGAAUUUUGGAUAAAACAGUCACACAAGAAAUCAAGCAAUCUAUUUCUUCUCACGUAAUUAGAAAUCAGUAUUUACUUCAUGAAUUAGGAGUGUCAAAUUCAGUUUCUAAUCAAAUCAUUGACGAAUUGAAGCAGAUUGGUAUCCCUGCCAAAGUUACUGGUGCAGGUUGUGGAGGUUGUGUACUUGGAUUUAUCCUAGGAAAACAUCAUGAUGAUACAAAACUCAAUGAUCUUAUUAAGAGUUGGAGUGAACACUCCCUAUGGGCAAAAGUUGUUUCAAUCGUAGGUACUGGUGUUAAGUAUCGUGUUCACCUUUUGUAGUAUUUUUUUUUCUUUAUGAGCAUUUGGUGAGCUCAUUUUUUGUGAAAGGAGAAAAAAUAUUGAUAAGUUUGUUGGAAAGUAGCUGAAAAGUUAUAAAACUAGUGUUAUACUUGGGUCUCUUUUGUCCGUGAGUCUAGUCGAGAUGUCUUUCAAGGGACUAGGGCUAGCAGUUCUCUGUUUGUGGAAAGCAGCUAUUUUUAUCAUAGUCUUCUUAUACUUCAAUCUAUUUGGUGCAUAGUUAUGAGGUGUUAUUUGAAAGGUUCCGAGGUUCAUCAUAUAGUCAAAAUUAUCUGGAAGUUGUUUAAAGGUUUCAAGAAGUUGCUAAAAAUUCCUUUCAGAGUAUGUUUCUGCAGUAAAAAUACGUCUCUACUGUUUGGUUUUCAUCUGCGAUAUGAUGGUCAGCAAAUAAAACUGAUAUUCAAAGCUUAAAUUACUUGUCAAAUAAUGAAUGAACUUCAAAUACUUUCAGUGCAUUAAUCAUUAUUUCCAAUUUAUCGCUGAGUUGUUUCCAUUAUGUAUAUUAUAUAUGUAAAUUAGUGUUUUAUUUCUCUGAUUACAGUACAUUUUGAUGAUUACA
This is a messenger RNA of Heterobilharzia americana, 2005 nucleotides long. NCBI's taxonomy places the organism in Eukaryota, Metazoa, Platyhelminthes, Trematoda, Strigeidida, Schistosomatidae. The record is from the annotation of a GenBank genome assembly.